AUGUUCAACGUUUUGAUCAUGGAGCAACUACUUAUGAUGCUCGUGCAUGGACAUGUUGAUAUCUGUAAUGCAUCACCUAAACUCACGGCUUUUCUUCAUGAAGACCCUGAAGGAGUCCGUCUUUUGGCGAAACUAGCCAAUAUAUCUCCUAACAAGACGAUGUCGAGUUCUUCAAGCUCAGCAUUGCCUAAUACAAAUGGUCCAACAGUGAACCAGUUGCAGAUUCCUAUUGAACAGCAAAAUCAACUCCAUCACAUUUGUACGAAUCAUUCUCCAACCAUUGCUACUGAUCCGUAUGAUCAAUGGUCUACAUCUAAUGAUCCUCCUUAUAACAACAUUGGAGCUCCAACCACUGCACCACCAGCUAGUACUCAAUGGUGUACACCUUAUCCAACCGUUGCAGCAGCUACUGAACAAUGGCCUACUACACAUAAUGAUCUUGCUGAAUAUCUUCUUGGAGGUCCAACCGUUGCAGCAGCAUCUACUGAUCCAUGGCCUACACUAGAUGAUCUUGCUUACAUCAGAGCUCAAACCGUUGCACAAGCAGUUACCACUACGCCAGUAUACCCUUCUACACUUGACUCUGGAUGCUAUAUUGGAGAUAACGGCCUAGAUUUCGAGGACAUAUAUACAGAUUUUCCAGGACUACAGCUAAUGCAACCAGAGAAACAGUUCCCGGAACUAAAUGGACAAUACCAACAGCAAUUGCAGCUGCAACGCAACUUCUCACCAGAAGCGCAGCAAUCACAGCAAUAUGGAGGAAGCAAUGGACAGCAAUAUGGAGGAGGCACCAGCAUUGACCAACAGCUAUAUCAUAACUUUGAUCCAAACCAAUCGAUGCAAAUGUAUACAAACGUUGACCAGCAACAACUGCAAGGAGUAAUGCUGCAUAAUCAUCCUGAGAUACAUGAGGUUGGACCAGACCAGUUUCAAGGAAAUUCACAGUAUCAAAGCUCUGAAACUGAUGCUUUGAGCAAUCUAGAUAGUGGCAACAGCAGCGACUAUGAGGUCUCUGAACGCAAGGAGGUAUAUAAGAAUGAAACAAAACAUUAG
Arabis nemorensis is the source of this 1053-nucleotide messenger RNA. The record is from the annotation of a GenBank genome assembly. Lineage: Eukaryota; Viridiplantae; Streptophyta; Magnoliopsida; Brassicales; Brassicaceae.